AUUAUCAAGUGAUCCCUCAUGAUAACCUUUUAUUUCCCUGGAUAUAAAAUCAUCUUCUCUUAUUGAAAAUUCAGCAGAUUUUUUCAACUUUUGUCACGCUCCGUCUUAUAAGUCACAUUUUUUUUGCCUUAUUUUUAUUUAUAUUUAAUCAAGAUAUUUAUCUUUUUAGUCACAAGUUCAAGAUGAAGUGUUUAUUUAUUAUUAUCUCCAUUUAUGGAAUUUGGACAGCAGUGGAAGGUGCAUCGGUAAUAGCACCACCACAACAAUCACAGUCAUUGACAAAUACAACAAUUGCAGGAAUGGAGGAUGAGUGUCUUGAAAAAAUUGAAAAUGAUCAGAACACACUUGAGGAUGUAUUUAAAUUAAAAUUCACAUUUGUACGUGUAUUUAAUAAAAUUUCACACAGAAUAAAACAUCAAAAUUCUUUAGAAUCAAUUGAUAAGGCAAUUGAUGAAAUUUGUUAUCCCGCUGUUGCUGAUGAUAAUUUAUAUGCAUUGACAAUGAGAAUUGUCAAACUUUGCUUAGAUCAAGAAGCUUCAUUUAAUCAUGAGGAAAAGGAAAUGAUUAAAGUUAAAUUAGAUAGAAUAUUUUGCAGCGUUUAUAUGAAAAUUGCUGCAGUUAUGUCAUUCGCACCGGAAUGUAUGAGUGACGUCAAAUUUAUGAAUGAAGUGGAAAAAUGUGCCAAAGGUCAAACUAUCAAUUCGAAUGCUCCGGUGCGAGAUUGGUUCUUUGGUAAUCCAGAAAUCUGCAUGGCUCAAACCAAAGCAAUUCACUGCGUCAGUCAAAUAAUAAAAGGUCAAUGUCCUUCUGAUAUUGCUGAAAAAAUGGAUGCAACAAUGUUGGAAGCACAAAAUAUUUUGGGUUGCGAAUCUGAUCCAAAUUCAAUAUUUGUUAUAAAUCUCUUGUAAUAAAAAUUUAAUUAAUAAUGAAAAUAAUAAUAGUCCUUAAUAAUAUAAUAUAUAUUCUUCUUUACGUCUGAAAAGCUUAACUGUGUAUGAAAAUUUAGAAAAAGGAGAAUUCAA
This is a messenger RNA of Leptopilina boulardi, 1022 nucleotides long. RefSeq lists its product as uncharacterized. Lineage: Eukaryota; Metazoa; Arthropoda; Insecta; Hymenoptera; Figitidae. The transcript has 4 exons. Bases 183 to 908 code for a protein of 241 amino acids. The record is from RefSeq and is a predicted model, not a curated record.